Messenger RNA from Liolophura sinensis, 3023 nucleotides. Its product is annotated as stimulated by retinoic acid gene 6 protein-like. The record is from RefSeq and is a predicted model, not a curated record. Gene Ontology annotation, cellular component: plasma membrane. The transcript has 18 exons. Lineage: Eukaryota; Metazoa; Mollusca; Polyplacophora; Chitonida; Chitonidae. Gene Ontology annotation, molecular function: retinol transmembrane transporter activity; signaling receptor activity. Gene Ontology annotation, biological process: vitamin A import into cell. The coding region runs from base 266 to 2158 and encodes 630 amino acids.
CUGGAGGAAAACGUCGAGCCGGAGUUUUGAAUGUUUACUUGUAGGAAGAUUUCGAGCACAAGUUUGAUAAAGCGCUCCAGGAGCAUAGGGACAUGGUAGCGAGAGAUUGUAUUAUAACGUUAGCCCUAAAAUCGUGUUAGUAGUGGUAAAGCUCAGAGUGACCUCCCCCGGACGUUGCUACUGCAGGUACCCAUACACUUUCAGGCACGGAAUGCUCAGAUUCUGACGACAGUAGUGCAAGGCAAUCGUCGCGUUGUACUUGAACAUGUACGACUUGAACAUGUACGACAUGAACAAAACGACUGUCAAUGUCACAGUCGAGUGCCGUGUCUUGCUUCAGCCGUCCACAUUUAUGCACUUUGCCCUGAUCCCUUCGAUUGCCAUCAUCGCGGCGUUUGCAAUUUUGCAUAGAAAAAAUACCAAAUGUGGACGCCUUUCUUGGAGGCCUGGGAUGGUCGUGCCAGUGGACUUCCUGGAUGGCUAUACGAACCGUUGGGCACAUGCUGCGGCAUUCGGGGCUAUGUCGAACAGGCUCCUCGCCCUCCUUGUGAAUCGUGACCAGUAUUGGGGUGAAGACGUCGUGGCUCCCUAUUGGGUUAAACGAACUUUACUCCUGCUUUUGGCAAUGUUGGAAACAAGUCUGGUGUUCUACCCCAUCUUUGCGUGUUUAAACUCACCUUACAAACUGGUUGGGGGGAUUUUGGGAGCUUGCUAUUCCUUGACGUGGUGUAUCGUUCAGCUGAUAUACAUGUUUGACUGCCCUCACACUGAUUUUCCUACUUUUCUUUCAAAACUGAACCUGAGCUACAGCAAGCUGAUACUGCAAUGGCCCUCGGCAGCUUUUUUUCUCGUCAUCGUGGGCCAUUCAGUUUACAUGCUGUGGAUUUGCUGGGAAACAAGGGUAUUUGUUGUCAAGGGAAAACGGCGACUGGCCUUGCCCCAUCAUCUUGUCUAUGCUAGAUGCCUGCUGAAUGGGAAACUGCCUAAGCGAAUAGUAAAUGUGUUCGAUGAAGGCUUUGUGGAUACCUUCAAGUACAAGUCUAUUCACGGUUUCUCGUAUCCCUCUCGUAUACUGUGUGUGCUGUUUGUGGGCAUAUCGCUGUCUUACCAGAUUGUGAUAAACAUAUUCGACGGUGCUGGCAAACUUUCGACGGCUGUUGCAGAGUUGGCAAGACCGGUUGUCCCUGAAGAAAGUGUGAGUUCAAGACGCUUUUGGUUAGACGCGCUGACCAUUCAGACAGUCUGCACGUGGAUCGCAAGCGUCUUGGUGCUACUCAUCAUGAUCGGAACUUCGUUCCUUAUCUUAAAAAAUUACAGGCGCAACAUUUUGCAACUAUUCAGGGGAGAUAGAUCUUUUCUACCACCCAUAAACCUCUCUCCAACGACAUUGAUGGCUACCGGCAUGCGAUGGCCUGGAUAUCAGAUUGCUUACCUAUUCUGGGGUCUUAUAAUCUUCUUCUGUACCGUGUGGGCAAUUCUCUUCUGUGUAAUAUUUGGCGUGUAUCUUGUCAUUUUAUCAGGUUGGAAUAGCGUGGGAACUCUUGUUGAAUGGAUUGUAUCCCCAAUUUUGAUGAGUCUCAUCAUUUUCUACAGCCAAAAAGCUUGGGCACGUUUUUUCUUCCUCCAGCCUCGCCCCGGGCCCGAUCAACCUGUCCCACUUGCGCUUGAUAACCGGAAUGCUUUCGAUUCGGCUUAUUACAUCACCUUCUUCCUCAACAUUACCAUCGGUUUGUUUGCUUGUAUGAAAAGACUGCUACUGUCACUCGUUGUUGGUCUUCUAACUUUGGGCAGAACAGACCAGCCUUUCGUUAAGAGGGGCUAUGAGCGCUUGGACAAAGGUUACCGUGCCUAUCUCGGACAGCUUUUCCUGGACUACACGCACAACCAUCCAGUGCUCAGAAUUUUCUGCGACGAGUUGCUAACUUUGACAGAUGAUUUAAAGUUUCAAAGCCCAUUUGAUCAAUACAGGAUGGCUUCUUCGAACAAAGGUGACGCAAACAGGCGGGCGAGGCGACGAUGGCACGUGGCGUACACUCUUGUCCGUAACCCAGAUUUGAUAGCAGGGAGAAAACAUAAUAUUUCCUUCCAUGCUGAUCAGUCUGCAGGAGACAAUGAGGCUAUAAUGCAGCCCAUUGUGUCGGAGACAGUCGGUCUGUAAUGCAUCCCAGUCUGCAGGAGACAUUGGGAUUGUAAUGCAGUUCAGUGUGCACGGGAAAAUGAGGCCGUAAUGCAUAACCAGUGUGCAGAUUUGAGUUUGAUCGACCCUGAUUACCGUUUUAGACGCGAAGAGUCAGAAGCUCUGGGAUGCUGAUUCUAGAGGAAUGAGCUGUAAUAGUACAGCUUUACAGCGGUCACUACAAUGAUAAAGUUUUCUGACGAGUCGUUUCUUAUUUUCAAGUGCUUUCCGCUUAUUUGCGGUAUGUUAUUUGUUGGAUUUUUUCGAUUGGUGCCAAAUGCCCUUGGCUGUGGUCGAGCUGAUUUCAGACACAUACGUCCAAUUUAGACAAAACGGUGCACCUUUUUGUAGGCUUAGCUUCUUUAAGAAACACAUUAUUUCUAAAACGCUUAACAAAAGCUUCUAUCCACCCAGCCAACCUGUUUUGUAAAAGCUAUAUUCAGUUGUCUUACUUUCUUUUCAAUAAAUCACGUAUAUAAUUUUGGCAGCACCGGUGUGGGCCAUUUUGAGCUUUCAUAAUGAAAGUUUCUGCUCCUGUUUCUUCUUUGUAUGUGUAAAAGCUUUAACAUGUAUGAAUAAUUUGGGGUUAAUGUUUUGUUUUGAUAAUUCUCUAAAUGAUUCAAAUGAUUAUGGAAUAUGUGUAGGCCAUCCUGCGAUUUCAGAAUGGAAGUCGCUGUUCCUGUUUCUUCUUUCAAUGUGUAAAAACUUUAAAAGCUUUAACAUGUAUUAAUAAUUUUGGGUUAAUGUUUUGUUUUGAUAAUUCUCUAAAUAAUUCAAAUGAUCAUAGAAUAUUUUUUUGAUUAAAUUAUAUCAAAGUAACGGAUUAAACUGAUUAUUCUAUACAUUA